CGAACGCUACACUCGUUCACUGCCAAAAGCAAAAUGAAAUUUGCUGCCUUUUACAUUGGUGCAGCCAUUUUGAAUAGUCUUGCGAUCGAAGGAGCAAGAAUACUGUCUGUCUUUCCCUAUCCAGGACCAUCGCAGUAUAUAUUUAUAGAACCCCUACUGAAGGCUUUGGCUGAAAGAGGUCAUGAAGUCACCUCAAUUUCUACAUUCCCCCAAAAAGAGCCUUUGAAAAACUUUCGAGAUGUGCCAAUUAUGGAGAAUAUCAAGGUUUUUGAAGAUAUGAUGACUGAAGCUGCUGAGGGUCAAUCCAAAUCCUAUUUUGAAGAAAUCAUGCAAUUUUCUAAAAUUGGCAGUUUGGUGGUAUCGAAUAUUUUUGAAAAUGCCCAAGUGCAACAACUUGUGCAAGAAUCCAGUUUUGAUUUACUCAUCGUCGAGGUCUUGGGAACCGAUGCUUUGCUGGGCUUGGGAGAAGUUUUCAAAGCCCCCAUCGUAUCAGUGGCCACUUUUGGCACCAUACAUUUCAUUGACUAUUUGGUGGGCAAUCCCUUGCCACUCUCCUACAUUCCCUAUAUGAGUUUGUCAUAUGGCAAUCAUAUGUCACUCAUCGAAAGGACCAUAAAUUUUGGCACCGAAUUUAUUGAUCGUUUGUGCUUCAACUUCUUCUUGUUACCUCAUCAAGAGCAGCUGUACAAGAAAUACUUUCCCAAUGCCCAAAUAGGGUUUGACGAGGCCCGCAGAAAUGUCUCCUUGGUGUUGCUCAAUGAUCACUUCACUCUGAGAGCACCUAGACCCUAUGUGCCCAAUAUGGUGGAGGUGGGUGGUCUACAUAUAAAACAAAAGCCUAAUCCCUUGGCCAGGGAUUUACAAGAGUUCCUCGACAAUGCCAAAGAGGGUGCAAUUUAUUUUUCCAUGGGCUCGAAUAUUAAAAGCAAAGAUCUGCCUCCGCAAACACUGAAGAAAAUUUUGGAUGUAUUUCGCGAAUUGAAAGUGAAAGUUUUGUGGAAAUUUGAAGAUGAAAAUCUGCCAAAUAAACCCGAUAAUGUGUUGGUGAGAAAAUGGUUUAAUCAACCCUCCAUUUUGGCCCAUCCCAAUGUUAAGCUCUUUAUAUCCCAUGGCGGUUAUUUGAGCACAACUGAGACCAUAUUCCAUGGGAAACCUGUAUUGGGCCUCCCCGUCAUAGCUGAUCAGUUUAUGAACAUAAAGAAUGCCAUAAAGUCUGGAUAUGCUUUGCAGCUGCGUUUGGACGAUUUGACCAGAGAAAACUUUAAGGAAUCAAUAGAGAAGCUAUGGAACAAUCCCAAGUACUAUGAAGCAGCUCAGCGUUUGUCGAAGAGAUUCAGAGAUCAGCCUUUAACACCUUUGGAGACUGCCAUCUACUGGGUGGAGUAUGUCAUACGCAAUGAAGGAGCACCUUAUAUGCGUAAUGCCGGCCAGGAUUUGAGCUUUUUGGAAUAUCAUAAUUUGGAUGUUUAUUUGCUUUUAGCUAUGGGCAUGUUCCUUCUCAUAGCCUUAAUGGCAUGUUUUGUUAGGUGCUUGAGAAAUAUGUGCUGCAAAUCUAAGCCAAAGAAAUCGAAAGUUAAGAAAAAUUAA
Messenger RNA from Stomoxys calcitrans (stable fly), 1587 nucleotides. Its product is annotated as UDP-glucosyltransferase 2. Lineage: Eukaryota; Metazoa; Arthropoda; Insecta; Diptera; Muscidae. The transcript has 2 exons. Gene Ontology annotation, molecular function: UDP-glycosyltransferase activity. The record is from RefSeq and is a predicted model, not a curated record. The coding region runs from base 34 to 1587 and encodes 517 amino acids.